Molecule: messenger RNA, 11032 nt
Organism: Plectropomus leopardus (leopard coralgrouper)
Lineage: Eukaryota; Metazoa; Chordata; Actinopteri; Perciformes; Serranidae
Gene: crybg1a
Product: crystallin beta-gamma domain containing 1a
Source: RefSeq, a predicted model, not a curated record
AUGUAACUCGCUCUGCAGGUUAGCCCGGUGAAUCACUCCUCCAGCAGCUAUAAGUAGGACAACUCUCCUCAUGCGUUUAUUUUCCUUCCGCACUUUGUGAGCGAGGACAUCGUUGACAGACACCAUGAGUAAGCCCAGCACCCUAAAAAUAAAGGGCUUGUUUAAAUUAAAGUCACCCGAUAAAGAAAGUAAAGAGCGGAAACGCUCGAGCACCCUCAAAGAUGGAGAAGCUACCAGCCCAAGAGACUGGACAGAGACUUCACCCGCGAGCCCCGGUCCCCUCAGCCCGGGACACAGCGCCACAAUGCCGGAGGAGGUUUCACCCAUUUCCCCAAAAGUGAAGAAGGAUAAGCGGCUGUUGCCUUUCAGGCUGAAACGGAAGAAAUCUAAACACAAAGAAGGAGAAGGAGGAGGAGGAGGAGGAGGAGGAGGAGAGGUGUUCUUCCCUGAUGAACUGGACAGCUUCCACAGCCACCUGAGCUAUGACCAGAUCAGUGUUUCCACAGAGUGCAGUUUCCGGACUGAAUCGGACUGGGACCCUCAAUCUGAGUCCACCUCCAUGAUCAGCUUUGACAUGACUCAGCCGUACAGCCCUACUUCACACUCCAAAUUCUUCAAGAGUUCGGAGGAGAACAGGGGAGUGUUAAAUCGUAUCAGCAGUUUCUUGAGGUCAAAGAGAAAGAAGAGCAGCAGCAGCAAGCAUCAUUCAGACACAGCCUCCCCAUCAUCCCCCUUGUCUCCACAUGCACCCCUGUCUCCACAGGAGGAUGGGCUAAAGACUCCCUCUCGCAAAGACAGCGAGCUAAUGGGGCCUCAUUAUGGAGAGUCCAAAACGGGCGCCGAGCUUGAUGACCUCCGCAGCCAAAGCUCCAGUCCCAGCGCCUCGAGUGUGAUUUCCGUGCUGACGGACGGAGAACUGCCGUUCGCGGACAGCAAUAGCAGCGGCCAGGGCAGCGUGAGGGAGGUGCAUGUGUGCAGGGUCAGCACAGCCAGCAGUGAAAGGAAUUCUGGGAAUGUGACUCCCACCCCACAGGACCUUGCUACUACCACUCAUCCAAGUGCUGAUUUGAGCUCUGAGCAAGGCUUUGCAGAUUCAGUGGUGGAGGAAGUAAGCAAGAGGCUGCAGGUCCGUUUGGAUGAAGAUAUUCAGAAGAAUGCAGAGGGCCCCAGCGAGGACAUUUCAGCCAAUCAGACCACGCUGUCGACGGUUAACACCCCGAUUUCUAAGCCAGCUGAGACCCCAAAGUCUCCUAAUUUGACCUCUAUAAGCUUAGCAACAAAGAAAGCAUCAGUGAAAGUUGGAGAGAAGGGGCACAGCACCGCCCUGAGGGGAAUAACUUUAGGAUCUCAGUCAUCAACUUCACACCUCAUCACGACUCAACAGGAAGACUCUCCGGACACAGAGAGGGAAAACAAGAGGAGGGGGCAGGUAUUUUCUUGGAGCUCUGUCGCUGAGGCAUUGAGCCCUUUACCUGAAUCUCCUGUCCAACUCCACAAAGCCAUAUGGGUGGAAACACACCUGGGAGCGGAGGAGGAAGUGGAGAGGGAGGGGGAGAAAGAUAUCAUGAAACAAGGGGAGGAAGGCUUCAGAGCAGACUCGCCUCCCGUGCUGGCGAUACCUGUCACAGUAAUUCCAGAGGACGACUCAUUCCCUCAGUGCGCUGAGGACAAAAGAGCUCCUACUCCCGCAGAGGCUGUGCCGUCCAGUCUCAGCUUGCCAGAAUCACCCAUCUCCUUGGCACCGACUACAGGGGAGUUCCAAACUACCUCACCACAGCCAGAGGAGCCCGACACCAGCGCAGGCUCAAAGCAAAGUUCACUCAAGGAGAAACGCAGGUCGAGAGAAGUCCGUGUGACGCGCAAGACUGUGAAUCUGCCCUCUAAGCACAAGGUUUUUGCCCAUAAGGUGUACGUUAGCCCGGAGCCAAGUUUGGAUGAGAGCAAAGCAGCGGAAGAGGAGCUCAGCAGGGUUUCAUCUACAAAGACUUCAGACACAGCAGAAGUGAAACCACUGCCAAGCCUCCAAAACAACAAUGUGGAACUCAAGGAAGCCAACCUUGAGCCAUUGCCAACAACAGAUGAGACGACACACUCUGACACAAAUACUCCUGAACCUGUAGUUCAAGAAAAAACAGACUCUGAGGCCUCUGACUUUGAUGAUACCUUGGCAACCUCGGAUAUGCACAGAGCAAAGUCACAAGCUGUGGGGUCCGGGGUAAGAAGCCAAGGGACGAGCCAGACUACACCCUCGAAACGAGUGGUUAAAGCAGGAGCAGAAAGUCGGCAUACCACAGCAAGUGGAGCAAAAACUCCAUCCUCAGCAGCUGGCAGCAAGGCCAAAACUGUGACAACAAAGGCUAAGGCCCCCGCAGAGAGCACAAAGGUGGGAACAUCCAGUGAUAUGCCACCACAGAGGGAACAGGGCAGUGAUAAAACUGUGUCUGUGUUACCAACAUCAAAAGACCAAAAUACUAGUGGUCCCUCAAGUCCAACAAGUUCAAAGUCUAAAAUCCCCAAAAGGUCGACAUCAGAGGCUGAUGUCAAAUCACCAGUGACAGCAGAUAAAACAUCAGUGACUGAUUCCUUCAAGAAACAACCCAGAACCAAAGAGCCUUUGAAAUCUCCGGUCACUUCAACCACAGUUGGCAAGAAACAAAGUUUUGAAGAAGGCAAGGAAGGCAAAGCUCUGUCAGGAGACAUUACUCCCACAAAAACAACACCCAGGACGGGAACAAAGCUUAUUAAAGAAAAGCCAGAUGAGGACUCUAUAAACCUGGUAAAUGGUGUGGAGAAAGACCAAGAGGACAGUGAUAUUAAAACAGGACUCCCAACUGACAGAGAGAAUGUCAAAAAACAGGGGCAAAGCUGUCGGGAGAAUAAAACCUCUGUGGCAUCAAAGAGUCGCCUGCCCAUUUCUUCUCCAACAAGAAAGAAGAGUGAGGAGAUUCCCCCAACAAGUAGCACCAACUAUAAAAAAGUGACAUCUAGUCCGACAGAUUCUGACAGAACCAAGAAACAGAGUCCAGAGCAGCAAGAAGUAUCUCCUGGUGAGAGACCUGGUAGUGAGACACCACCCACGCUCCCUGGAAGUCCCAAGAAAGCAGGAAGCAUGCUGUCAACCAGACCAUCCAAACCACUCUCUAAAAGAAGCAUUAGCCAUGAAGAGAGAGAAGAAGAAACACCCACCUUGAGUGUCUCGCCACCUCCCACCAAGCAAGAGAAAACUGUCUCCUUGAGGCUCUCCAAACAGAGCGACAUUAAGCGCCAGAAAAGUCCAGUAAAGGAUUCAGUUGAUCCUUUAAUGCCCGUGAGCAAGCUCCCUACAAGGGGUCCAAGGAGCCCCAGCAAAGUAAAACCCAGAAAACUUUCACCUACAAAGAAUUCUCCAAGCACAUCUGCAUCAAAAGAGGAAGACUCAGUUCAGAGUGCUAACACAGAGACAGCUGUCAAAGCAUCCGAGAGUGUCAUAGCAGGUCAAGUGAAAGACAAUGCCAGCGGUUACAGAUUUAAAUUUAAGUCUGUGUCUUCAGAGGAACAAGAGGACAUGAUAAAGCCCUCAGACAAUCAGUCCAGUUCCAGUGAAAACAAGCUGGAAGGAAAGGAGACAAAAGAAUUAGAAGAAAGCAUAACCAGUCCUACAGCUGAGGAUAUUUCAAAAAUCCAACCAUUGCAAAACAACAACACUAUUAUUACAGAAAAGACUCUAAUAAAAGUUACACCAGUUACAGGCCCAGGGGCUGAGGUAUUGCCAAGCAGUGAGGUUGCCAAGAAAAGGGCAACUGAGUCAGCAGCUGUUGAUGUAAAUAAAGCUGAGACUGAUUGCAAGGCAGGACAGCAUGAGACCAAACAACAAACAAAAGUUGAGUCUCCUCCUAAGGAAUCUAACAUUGAAAGUGACAACGCUACACGUGAACGGGAAAAACCACUUUCACCAAAGAUUAGUACAGAGGAGUUAAAAGAGAAAGACAUUUCAGAGGCAGUCCAGCAAAUAAGUAACAUAAAACCGGAUUUAAUCCAGGAGAAACGCCCUCCAGAGCCAGAUUCUGCAGUGUUGGCUAAGGACACAAUACUAGCUCAUGAGAAUGUAACUGAUAUGUCAGCCAAACCUGUUGUGGGUGACAGCACUCACUCUGACAUAGUGACCCACUCUGAUCAGCCAACUAGUGUUUCCCUUAAAGGAACAAAUAAGGUCACUUCUAAGGAACAUAAUAGCAGAAAUAGUCUUUCUGCUAAAUUGGCCCCAAAAGACCACAAUGCUGAGCCAAAAGAUGUACUUUUAGCAACUUCCAUUGUUGAUGAUAAAAACCUGGCCAGUUCUGAGCAGAAAAAUGCAUUAUUGAGGGACAAAACCACAAAUGUAAUUCUUAAAAAUGAUAGAUUGCCCACAUUAAGCAGAGAUUCAGUAAAAGAUUUUGAGGUAGUGGAGAAAAGUAAAGAGGAGACUGGCAGCAAACCAGCAGAGGCUUUGGACAUUCAAACAGAGGCUGUGACUGUUUGUGAAUUGCCCAAGAAUGUUGAAAAUCAGCCGGACAAAGAGCCUCAUUUAUUGGCAGGAGAAUCUGAAAGAAAGGAGAAAGACUCAGAACCAAAUGAAAAGCUAAAUGACACAGCGGUGGAAAGCUCUGACUCACAGAACAGUUGCAGAAAGGAGCUGAACGAUAUCGCUAUCCAGGAUGAAACAGAGGAAGACAUUACAAAAACACAGAAGCCAGCAGAUCUAUCAUCAGAAGAGAAGCGUUUACAGCCUGACUCAGAGGAGGUGCCACAGGUGGUAGUUGUGGAUGCCCUGGAAGAGAAGACAGAGGCAGAGCAAGCAAGAGGUGGACUCCCUGAAAUUACAGCCAUUGUGGUUGAUACAAAGCAGAAAUGUAAGAUCAUCUUAAAAGAAAAUGCAGAGAAUGGUGAUAAGGAGAUGAAGACGUCAACUGUGAAAAAUGAACAAGAACCCAAAGUACUUCUUACCAAAGACGAAAAGGUCAGGAACAAGGAAGCAAAUCAGGGGAACAAACACGGUGACGUAAAGAAGAGUCCAACUCCAGAACUAGAGGCUGUGAGUACUAAAACUACAACUACAAAGGACAAGGUUGAAACAAAAGAUUUAUCAGUGAAGAAUUCACCAAAUGAGAUUUCAAAUAAAAAUGCUGACUCUGGAAAUAAGAGCCACAAGGACCAGAAGGCCUUAAUUGCAGGAGACCAAGAUGAGGACAUUAAAAAAACAGAUGCUCAUACAUCAAAAGAAUCCAAAUAUCCUAUUGCUAACCUAGAAAAGGAACCUGAGACAGAAAAAGCUCCAGAGAAAACAACAGUAAACCAUGUUUUACAAAUUGAUACAACUCAGGAGUUAAAAGUAGUAAGGUGUGAAAUUGAGCGUGCUGAAUGUCCUGAAGUGAAGAGUGAAACAAAGGAUUCACCAAUAAUGAGUUUGGUGAAUGAGACUGCAACUACGAAUGCAAACAGUUACGUUAGCAUCAAACAAGAUCAGAUGUCUGUAAUUGUUAAAGAUCAACAUAAGGACAUAACAAGAUCAGAUCCAAGUGAAUCAACAGAAUCAAAACAUCCAGAUACUGACCAAAAACAGGAAGUGCAAAAAACAGAAGCUCCAGGAAAGAUAUCGGAAAGCCAAACUCAAGAACCAAAGAUUCUAGGCACCAAAACGCAGAGUACUGAAGAUAUCAAGGAAAAGACUAAAACAAAGGAACCAUCGGUUAAGACUUCAGCGAAUGAGACAGGACUAAAAACAGAAGUUAAAAAGAAACACUCAGAAAGCCAAAUUCAAAAACCAAAGGUUUUAAGCACUAAAACUGAGAUUGCAGAGGGAGCUAAACAGAAGAUUGAAAUGAGGGAUUCAUCCAUUAGGAGUUUGGCAAAUGAGCCAGUAAUGAAAGCUGACGCACCAAAGGAGCAAUCAGAAAGCCAGAUUCAAGAUCCAAAGGUUUUAAGCACUGAAACUGAGUGUGCUGUAGAUAUCAAGGAAAAGACUGAAAUGAAGGAACCAUCAGUUAAGACUUUAGCGAAUGAGACAGCGAUUAGAACAGAAGCUACAAAUAAGAUAUCGGAAAGCCAAAUUCAAAAGCCAAAGGAUGUAGGCACCAAAACUCAGAGUGCUGAAGGUACCAAAGAAAAGACAAAAACAAAGGAUACACCACUUAAGAGUUUGGUGAAUGAGACAGCAGUGAAAACAGAAGCUCCAAAGAAGAUAUCGGAAAGCCAAAUUCAAGAUCCAAUGGUUGUAGGCACCAAAACUCAGAGUACUGAAGAUAUCAAGGAAAAGACAGAAACAAGGGAUUCAUCAGUUAAGACUUUGAUGAAUGAGACACCAAUUAGAACAGAAGCUCCAGAGAAGAUAUCAGAAAGCCAAAUUCAAGAUCAAAAUGUAAGCAUCAAAACACGGAGUGCUGAUGAUGCUAAAGAGGGGACUAAAACAAAGGACUCACCAAAAAAGAGUUUGGUGAUUGAGCUUGUAAUUGAAAAUGCUAACUCUGAGGUUGGCACCCAAAAGGGCCAGAAGCCCUCAACUGUUGAAGAUGAACAUGUGAAGGUAAAGAAACCAGGGGAAAACACUGAUCAGUCCAAAGAUUUCAAAGUCCCAAGUGCUGAUCCAAGUGUUCUCACAACUCAAAAAGCAGUCAGUAAGACUGAUAAGAAACAAAAGAAAAGAAAAGAAAUUAAAGAUGAUGUUGAACCGAUGAAGCUGGAGGAUCGGCAGAUGAAGGCGUCAAAGAUAGAUGCCAAACAAGAGUCAGAACACAUUGUGAAAGAUGCAUCCAGCCAAAAAGGUGGAGAACAAAAGGACAAGCCCUCGGUUGUUCCCGAAGUGCUUAAUAGUGCUGAUGCUCAGAAGAAAAUUGAAGACACCAAAGUAAAAAUCAAAACAGACAGCGGAUUCAAACAGGAACUGCAUUCUUCAACAGAAGAAGAGAAAAUCAUAAUAAACCUCGGUGAUCUACGAAAGCCUACAAAGCCAACACUCAAUGGCAGUUUGUCUCUUUCUGCAACAGCAGAACCACCCACUUCAUCUAAAAGCCUUCAGCUAAAGAACGAAUCUCCAUCUAACUGGUUAGAUGUAGAACAACAAAAAAAGAAAAAGGAACACAAAAGAAGACUAAAUGCCUCAGCCAGUGAGGAUGAAUCUCUUGAGCUCGAUGAUCAUGAAGAUUUUAUCAGGAGCAUUAAGGAGGGAAGCAUUCCGUUUGCGCUACCUCCAAGGAGGCCUGUUCGUAAAAAGUCCCCAUCUCCACCUUUUGUCAUGCCGUCCAUCAAGGAGGACCAUUUUGAGAAAGCUUUUGAUCCGGACGAAUUCAAGUUUGGCCUGAGGAGAAAAAGCAAAUGUUUUACGGAUCCUUCCCCAGCUAUGGUAAUGAAACAAAAAGCAGCUAACAGGGAAGGACGGACUCUGGAAAAACGCGCACAAGAUAAUGCCACACACACAUCUAGAGAGCAAAUGAAAUCACUUGAUGAGGUGGAAGCAAAAGAUGAAGUCAAUGAGGGGACAAAUAUUGAGGCAGUAAAAGAAGAGGGACAAAACAAUGGAGAAGAGCCUGGGAAGCUGACAUCACGCCUUGAAAGGAUGUCCAUCCUCUCCAGUUUACUGAGUUCCCCUCGGUCCUCCAGGAAGAACAAAGAGGAAGCUGCCUCUGCCUCCAAUAGCAUGCUUCCUAACAAACAGCCGGACCGGCCCCCCCAUGGAAAGCAGGGAGUUGUUGAUUCACCUCUGCCUGCCGCUAAAGGAGAUAAGAAGGGCGUGAAAGGCAUAGAUCAAGGCCCACUUGUGGGUGGUGGUACAGGUACAGUUAGUGAGUCAGCAAUCAGUCCCUCCUCUCCUCCUCCUCCUUCUCUGCCCUCGUUCUCAGAUAUACAGCUGCCUGAUCAUUUAGAGAAAUACCUCAAGAAGAGCAAAUCAAAAUCAGAAGCCUCCCGGGGCUCUAUGCUGUUGACUAAAACUGAACUUAAUCAAGAGGGUGUUGUGAUGGACCAGGCCUUAACAGCAGGAGUACCAAAUGUGGAUGUGAGCAUGAAGGGCGCUGCGGGACUGCCUCCAAUCAACAAUACCCAGCAGACUUCUCGUAAUGGAUUCAAAACUUCAACUAAGGUACCUGCAGUAAGAGGGUUCCACAAAAGGCCUGGAAAGAUUUUCAUACAUGAACAUACUCAGUUUGAAGGGCAGCAGUUUGAACUGUAUCGUGAUGUAGAGGACGCCACCUCUAUGAAGCUGUCCCCUGUCAUCUCAGUCAGAGUCAUCAGAGGAUGCUGGCUUCUCUAUGAAAAACCUGGCUUCCAGGGCCGUAUCAUCGCCCUUGAGGAGGGUCCUACAGAGCACAUAGUGAACAUGUGGGCCGAGGAGGGAACUCCAACGACACUAGACCAGAUGGGUCAGCCUGUGUCGACCGCACCUAUGGUCAUAGGAUCUAUUCGAUUGGCAGUCAGAGACUAUAGCAUACCCCGAAUUGACCUCUUUGCAGAGGUAAACGGUUUGGGCAGGAUGGUGUCUUACUGUGACGAAGCUGUAGAAAUCAACUCCUAUGGGAUCCCACAGACCACCGGCUCCAUUAAGGUUCAUUCUGGAGUCUGGCUCGUGUACACUGAUCCAGGAUUUGGAGGUUUUGUUGGAGUGCUGGAGGUUGGGGAGUAUCCUUGCCCACAGGCCUGGGGUUUCCCUGAGCCCUUCAUUGGGUCUCUCAGACCCCUCCGAAUGGGACCAAUAAAGGUGGAGCAUCCUCAUGAUCUAAAGGCUUUAGUAUUUGAGAAACCCAACUUUGAUGGAGAGUGCAUAGAGGUCGACAGUGAUACGUACAACUUGCAAGAAGAAGUGGAAGGAGACAAAACUGACAAACCAAACGAGAGCAAGAAGACGUUGCCUGCUGUGGGGUCUAUAAAGAUACUUAGUGGCCUCUGGGUGGGCUACCAGGAGGCAGACUUCGAGGGCCAGCAGUACAUCCUGGAGGAGGGGGAGUACCCUCACUGCAGCGACUGGGGAGGAUCUGAGGAUGGGCUCCUGUCAAUUCGACCUGUAUGCACAGAUUUCCUGUCACCUCACGUCAAACUGUUCAGUGAGCGGCACUUUGAUGUACUCGGGCUCCAUGUGGACUUGCUGGGUCCAGUCCUCAGCUUGGAGGAUGUCGCCCAUGGUUGUAAAACUCAGUCCAUCAACGUCAUGGGUGGAGUAUGGGUGGCGUUUGAGAAGCCCGGAUUCAGUGGAGAGCUCUACGUCCUGGAGAGGGGCCUGUAUGCGAGCCCUGAGGACUGGGGAGCCCAAAACUACAUGAUGUCAUCCAUACUGCCUGUUUUCCAUGAUGCAAUGAUGGGAACAACAAAAUUCAAGAUUCAGCUGUACUCUGAGCCAGACUUCCAGGGACGGCUGGUGGCUCUGGAGGACAGCACAGCAGCUCUGGAUGAAGACUUCAUACCAAAGUCCUGUAAGGUGCUGGCUGGCAGCUGGGUGGUGUAUGAAGGAGCUCAGUUCACAGAGGACAUGUAUGUGUUAGAGGAGGGAGAAUAUCCCAACGCAGAGGCCAUGGGCUUCCUGUCCUCAGACUCCACCAUUCGCUCCAUACAGACCACUGGACAUGAGUUUUCUCUGCCCUCCAUCGUCUUGUUCAGUAAGGUGGGCUGUAAAGGUCGCCGAGCGGUGCUGCCAAACGGAGCUGUGAACCUGCUGCAGGCUGGCCUGGAUACACGUGUGCGCUCCCUGGUGGUGGAAGGAGGAAUGUGGGUGCUGUACGAAGGCAGUAACUACCGCGGUCGCCAGCUGCUCCUCCAGCCCAGUGAGGUGGGGGAUUUCUGGGAGUUCAGCGGCUGGCAGCAAAUAGGAUCCCUACGUCCAUUACUUCAGAAGCAGAUGUACUUCCGCUUGCGAAGCAUAGAGACAGGAUGUGUCAUGUCCCUGACAGGAACUCUGGAUGACAUCAAGCUGAUGAGGGUUCAGGCUGUGGAGGAGACGGGAGGGUUAGAGCAGGUCUGGCUCUAUCGGGAUGGACAGCUUACGUGCAAGCUGGUUGAGGACUGUUGCCUGGAGACCACAGGCGGUUUGGUGAUGGAGGGCAGCAGGUUGUGUGUCACCCCGGAGCGAGGCAAAGGCAACUACCUGUGGAACAUCACCCCAGAUGGCCGAGUGCACUGCCACCUUAAACCUGACCUGGUCCUGGAGGUCAAAGGUGGUCAUCAGUAUGACAAGAACCAGGUGAUCCUCAACACAUAUGAUGAGAAAAAAUUGAACCAAAGGUGGACCCUGGAUGUCUUGUAAUCUGAUGAGCCUCGACUCGCUAGACUUGCCAACUUAUACUGAACCCUGUGACGCAGCUCCACUGUGGAGCCCACACCAAAGAGCUGGGUUUAGCAGGUGGUUUGUGCAAUCACUGCUCUCCUCUGUAGCAUUUUGAGUCUUGUUUAUUCUUACUGAGGACGCUAACCACUGACUGGAUCCAUAUUAUAACUAUUCUUAUAGUGUUACUUGAGUAAACGAUUAGCGUGAAAAUAUUGCUUAUUUUUUUAAAAACUUUUCAGACACUGUAUACCAAAGACUCUAAGCACCCUCUUAUGUUUUCACUGCAUGCAGUGAGAACUCAGCCCUGUUUCAAUGCUGCAUACUUCUUUUUACUUAAUGGUACUUCUCUACUGCGCGGUUCUAAUGUCUGUUUUCUCAUCCUAAUGUUGGCAAAUAUGACUGUAUAGUGUAUAUUGAGAGCUGCGAUAUGAAGUCUGAUGUGCCUACACUCCAAAGACGUAUGUAGACUAAGAUGUUUUCUUUUUGCAGAUGGAUCAAAAGUGAUCUAUUUUUUCAAGUUUUAGUAUGUUUUUAGACUGGAUAGGUUUUUACAUAAACUGGACUUUACUGCGUUAGGUUGUACAUAAGCAUCAAGUGUAUAGACUUGAGUUUAAAUCUCAAAGCAGAACUGCAAUAACGAUGCUGCCCGCUGUUGAUUGUAAAUAUGUGAAUGUAUAAGAGAAAACUGUUACACUAUGAAAACAAGAAUGUGAUUUUCCUUUUCAUCUUUUUUUUUUUAGAAAAUAAAGUGUUUUCUUUAUUUAGAUUUUA